Molecule: messenger RNA, 1701 nt
Organism: Boeremia exigua
Lineage: Eukaryota; Fungi; Ascomycota; Dothideomycetes; Pleosporales; Didymellaceae
Exons: 2
Coding region: 336-1613 (425 amino acids)
Source: RefSeq, a predicted model, not a curated record
CCUCGAUGAGACACAAUGUUAUUCAUCAGUAUUGAGAAGCUGAUUUCCCAUCCUCUUUCUGUCAACCUGAUAGCAAUUCCAUUCAAUCCCCCUAUCUCGAAUUGUUACCUUCGUCGCGCUUUCCGUCAAGGACGCACCUUAACGAUGUGAAGGAUCAUGAGAAUGGACCGUGCACGUAAGCCUUUGUCUGAAUGAGGCAUCAAUCCUGGUAGUAUUAAAUGAGGUCGCGCCUUGGACUCACAGCUCAGGUACCCAGCUCCGCGCGGAAUUUCUAGGUGUCUUACAUUUCUGCGUUGUUGUUUGUCUAUGAUCAGCACUGUAUCUCACAGGUUGUUAUGACUAUCUUACGCGCCCUCAGAACUCUAGCUUUGGUGGGCUGUAGUUCCGCCUUUGUACUUCGAAACGACCCACUGCUUAACUCGACGACCGAAAAACCUGCGAUCGCGUUUACUGCUUCCACAUGGAGGUCAAAGGUACACGGCGAGAGCAGCGGGGACGGGUGGGAUAUCAUGACAUCUGGAAGCGACAGCAGAGUUCGCACAGAGCCCAUAGCCACUAAUGUUGAUGUUAUCACAUCUACCAUUGCAGUAGAUCUGCAGACAAAAAGCUCUGUCGAGAUCAUAGACAUAGGCACUGUCAUCAGUGGCAUGUGGCCCGACCGCACUGUUACGCUUACAGUGCAUUGGGAAAAGUCGGCUACUGGUUGGGGGGGCACAACAUUACUACCAAGCUCCCCUCCGGUCCAGGAGACUGCGCACGUUGAGAGAUCCACGGAUGGAUGGGGAGAUGCCCAUCAUUUGGAUCCAUACAGUUCUCGAAGUUCCAGGUCGGUCACGGUGGAUGUGUCGGAUCCGUGGACAAGUAAUUUAAGAACACAAGCAACAGCCCCAGGAAGACCUCAAAGUUCUCAGGCGCGGGUCACGACAAUACCGAGCAAGGUCAUCACUGAGUUCCCACUACCUCCCGCUAUAACCCACGACGGGGUAACGAUCCAGCCCAUCGCUGUGACACACAGACCAACUGUCAAUGCGCCGGAUGGAUCACUGGUGACAACGGACGAUGUCAAGUUCCAGGUUGUCAUAGGAUCUUCCACACUCAGCACUGAUACACUUAUUACCAUCAAUAACGUUGUGGUCGGCCUCACAUCCGAUUCAGCUGGCUCCACUGUGAUCCAUGUCGGCGAUCUGACCACGACACUGCCGAAGCCUACUGCAGGCGAAGUACGUACAGUCGCCAGAGUCACGCCAGGACAACUUGACAUUGUGACAUCCAUCGUUGGUGGAACUACAAAGUAUGUCAUCGCUGGGCAAACGCUGGCGCCCGGGCAGCCUGUGACAAUUGAUGACACGCCGAUCUCUAUCAGUGUAGAUGGUGGUAUAACAGUACUUCAUGUUGGCGAUAAGAUGGCUACUUUAGUAGCGGCUGCUUCUGACACGCAGAUCCUCACAGACUGGCCUAGUAUGAGUGUUGGAACCCAAGGGACUAUCCCACACACAAGCCCAGUCAGUUCGAGUCCAACAAGCACGAGCUCCGCGUUGUCACGGUCAAGCAUUGCGAGCGUAUUUCUGGCAUACUACACGUUGGGUAUGGUCAUUUUCGUAAUCACUACCUGAUUUGGAUCGGGAAAUUUGUUUGAACGAAGAGAAAACUUAAUUUCAAGCCUCGCGUCUACCUAGUAGCCGAAAAUGCGACAGCUUGAGA